CAGUCCUGGCGCGGGGGCACAUCAGUAAUGGCGGCAGCCCCGCCGGCACUGCUCGCCUGGGCCGGCAGGACGAGAAGGAAGGGGGAAAAGAGGGAGCUUCUUUCAACUCUCCUCUCUACGUGGAAACAGCGCAGAGCAGGACUCCCGAGACACGCCGGCACCGCGACCGGAGCGGGGCGGUGCUGCUGCCGGCCCUGCCCUUCCCGCUGUGGGCGGUGGCGGCGGCCAUUGGCCAAGGCCGGUUCCGACAUGGCGGCGAGCGCGGUGUCUAACCCGUCCCAGCUCCUGCCACUCGAACUUGUGGACAAGUGCAUCGGUUCACGCAUUCACAUCGUGAUGAAGAGCGACAAAGAAAUCGUUGGGACACUUCUAGGAUUUGAUGACUUCGUCAAUAUGGUGCUGGAAGAUGUUACAGAAUUUGAGAUCACACCUGAGGGCAGAAGAAUCACAAAGCUGGACCAGAUUCUGCUCAAUGGAAAUAACAUAACUAUGCUGGUUCCUGGAGGAGAAGGACCUGAAAAAUCCAAGUGCUUAAUCAUACUGCACUGUCUUCCUGUGGACGCUGAUCUUCUCCAGAAUGCUAUUCAGGGUGCUACCACAUUACUGAUUAAAAAGAGUGGCCUUCAGCAGCCGUUAACUGCAAAGUGAUUUGGCAAGUCCUGCUGUCACCUGUAUUCCGCUGGCAUUCCAUUUGGUGAAGAACUUGAUGUGGCAGCAGCCCCUGCACAGGAAGAGGAAAGCACAGGUUAUAAGGAUUUAUAAAUAAGUAGAUAAAAUGUUUUUCCAUUCAGUAA
This is a messenger RNA of Vidua chalybeata, 794 nucleotides long. It is a transcript of the gene LSM5, whose product is annotated as LSM5 homolog, U6 small nuclear RNA and mRNA degradation associated. Bases 28 to 648 code for a protein of 206 amino acids. Gene Ontology annotation, cellular component: Lsm1-7-Pat1 complex; U4/U6 x U5 tri-snRNP complex; U6 snRNP. The record is from RefSeq and is a predicted model, not a curated record. NCBI's taxonomy places the organism in Eukaryota, Metazoa, Chordata, Aves, Passeriformes, Viduidae. The transcript is spliced from 7 exons. Gene Ontology annotation, biological process: mRNA splicing, via spliceosome. Gene Ontology annotation, molecular function: RNA binding.